UUCAGGAUAAAGAUAUACGUUUGACAAUGGAUCCAAGUUACAGUGGCCAGGAUGUGUUACGGUGUCAUAUUUGUGAGACGCCAAUGCCUUCUUUGUACUGUGACAUUUGUCACAUACAUCUAUGUAAAGCAUGUGUUGGGGAACAUAUCUUAGACGAAUCCAAAGAACACAAAGUGGUGCCAUUCAAAAACCGUGGAUCUACUUAUAAAUGUCCAAAACAUUGCUCAAAACAAUGUCUUCUUUAUUGUGAACAAUGCGAUAUUUCAAUUUGUUUACUGUGUAUUUCCUGUGGUGAACACGAAAAUCACAAAAAGGUGGGUAUUUUAGAGAGUUUAAAGAAAAAGAAAACAUUCUUACGGGAAGAUUUACAAGAGUUAGAGAAAACAAUCUAUCCUGAGUAUCAAGAAAUUGCAUCCUAUAUCUUAAUUCAAAAAUCAGCUGUUGAGGAAAACUCUCAGAAAUUAAAAAAAGCUAUCGACAAACAGGGAGACGAGAGACACAAGGAAAUAGACACUAUAAUCAAAACAUUGAAAUCUGAUGUUGAUAUGAUGAACUCUGAUCAUCUAGGUGUCUUAAAUGAUAAGGAAACGGAAAUCACUAUCACCAUAUCUGAAAUCACAAAGGGCAUAGAGGAUUUGAAGUUAUUCUUAGAGUCCAAUGACCUCAGUCUACUUUCUGCAUACAAAUCUAUCAAUGAUGAAUUCAGAAGAUUGCCCCAAAAGCACCUAUUGUCAUUGCCAAGUUUUACCCCUAAAACGAUUAGUAGCGAGCAGAUUUAUCAACAAUUUGGUUCUUUGUCCAAGUUGUCCAUCAGUACAAACGAAUACGCCUCAAUUGCCGAACCAUCUACCCCUGAAAAAUUGCUCAUUGAAGUACCACAUUUAAUUUCAAAUAUAGACUUAAAGUCUGGAGUCGAUCAAAAGUUUCUUGUUAUGUCCUGUCGAAGUACUGAAGAAAUCUGGACGCGGGACCAGGAGAACACGAUGAGACUCUACGACUUCUAAGGACGACUUGUGAAGUCAAUCCGAACUAAAUCGGGUAAUUCACCACAGGAAAUAGCAAUGUCAAGGAGCGGAGACCUGCUUUACACUGAUUACGAAGAUAAAGCUCUCAACAUUUUGAAGGAUACACAGAUAGAAGAGGUUAUUAGAUUAGAGCUAUGGAUACCUCGCAACGUAUGUAGUACUUCCUGUGAUGACAUUUUGGUUAUUAUGGUCAGCUAUGAUUAUAAGCAAUCAAAAAUUGUGCGUUACUCUGGAAAAAUGGAUAAACAAACUAUUCAAUUUGAUGACAAAGGUCAACCUCUUUAUUCGUUUUUUCACUCUAAAUACAUCUGUGAAAACCAUAAUCUAGAUAUAUGUGUAUCUGAUAGCGAUGCUCAUGCAGUAGUGGUUGUCAAUCAAAUCGGGAAACAUCGGUUUACAUACAA
Magallana angulata is the source of this 1429-nucleotide messenger RNA. Its product is annotated as tripartite motif-containing protein 45-like. The transcript has a single exon. Gene Ontology annotation, molecular function: zinc ion binding. Lineage: Eukaryota; Metazoa; Mollusca; Bivalvia; Ostreida; Ostreidae. Bases 27 to 1004 code for a protein of 325 amino acids. The record is from RefSeq and is a predicted model, not a curated record.